AUGGCCAAGUCUUCAGAACCAAACAGAAACCCCAAGUACGAUCCUAAGAAGGUGCACAUUACUGAAACACCAAUCACCAAGUCGAACUGGUACAAGCAUGUCAACUGGCUCAACGUCACCCUCAUUGUUGGCAUCCCACUCUACGGCUGCAUUCAAGCCAUCUGGACUCCUCUGUAUUUGAAGACCGCUCUCUGGGCCGUUGCCUACUACUUUGCAACCGGUCUUGGUAUCACAGCUGGCUACCAUCGAUUGUGGGCUCAUACUUCCUAUUCGGCCACUCUCCCACUCCGAGCAUUCCUGGCUUUUGUUGGUGGUGGUGCAGUUGAAGGGUCAAUUCGAUGGUGGGCAAGAGAUCACAGAGCACAUCACAGAUAUACCGACACAGAGAAGGAUCCUUACUCUGUUCGAAAAGGCCUCCUCUACUCCCACUUCGGCUGGAUGUUGAUGAAGCAGAACCCAAAGAGAAUUGGACGAACCGAUAUUUCCGACCUCAACGAAGAUCCGGUUGUUGUUUGGCAACACAAGCACUACCUCAAGGUCGUCAUCUUUGCUGGUCUUGGCUGGGGUGACUACAUGGGUGGCUUCAUCUAUGCCGGUAUCCUCAGGAUUUUCUUCGUCCAGCAGGCUACCUUCUGCGUCAAUUCUCUAGCUCAUUGGCUCGGUGACCAGCCAUUCGACGACCGAAACUCUCCACGUGAUCACGUCAUUACUGCUCUCAUUACUCUUGGUGAGGGUUACCAUAACUUCCACCACGAAUUCCCUUCAGACUACCGCAACGCUAUCGAGUGGUGGCAAUAUGACCCAACCAAAUGGAGCAUCUGGGUAUGCAAGAAGCUUGGUCUUGCUUAUGACCUAAAGCAAUUCCGAUCCAACGAGAUCGAGAAGGGUCGUGUACAGCAGCUCCAGAAGAAGCUCGACCAGAAGCGAGCUGUCCUUGACUGGGGUGUUCCUCUUGACCAGCUCCCAGUCAUGGAGUGGGACGAGUACGUUGAACAAGCCAAGAACGGUCGAGGUCUCAUCGCUGUUGCGGGUGUUGUCCACGAUGUUUCAGAUUUCAUCAAGGACCACCCAGGUGGCAAGGCCAUGAUCAGCUCUGGCAUUGGCAAGGAUGCCACUGCCAUGUUCAAUGGUGGCGUCUAUCUACACUCCAACGCUGCACACAACCUGCUCUCCACCAUGAGAGUUGGUGUGAUUCGAGGUGGUUGCGAGGUUGAGAUCUGGAAGCGAGCACAACAAGAAUCCAAGGGUGAUGUGCACACUGACUCAUCAGGUCAGCGUGUUGUUCGGGCUGGUCUGCAACCCACCAAGGUCUUGCAGAACAUUAGCAGUGCUGGUGCUGCUUGA
This is a messenger RNA of Lithohypha guttulata, 1344 nucleotides long. RefSeq names its product stearoyl-CoA 9-desaturase (gene OLE1). NCBI's taxonomy places the organism in Eukaryota, Fungi, Ascomycota, Eurotiomycetes, Chaetothyriales, Trichomeriaceae. The transcript has 2 exons. The record is from RefSeq and is a predicted model, not a curated record. Gene Ontology annotation, biological process: unsaturated fatty acid biosynthetic process. Gene Ontology annotation, molecular function: iron ion binding; stearoyl-CoA 9-desaturase activity; heme binding. Bases 1 to 1344 code for a protein of 447 amino acids. Gene Ontology annotation, cellular component: endoplasmic reticulum membrane.